CAGCCAUAAUUGAUUUAUACCUGUGUUGUGAUUUUGUUGUGGUCGACUUUUCGUCUGAAUCCUGAGUCCUGUGAGGUUUCUACGUCGUGAAAAUUCAAUCAGAUGCGUGCUAUUCGCUCUUAGAAUUCAACUACCGUCACUUUCUACUCCAUCCAUCGUCCAUUAAAAGUUGUGGAGAAUGUAUAUCAAACCGGGAAUUUCUCGUGAUGACGAAUACGAUUAUCUGUUCAAAGUGGUUUUGAUCGGUGAUUCUGGUGUAGGCAAAUCCAAUCUGCUUGCAAGAUUCACUAGGAAUGAAUUCAACUUGGAGUCUAAAUCAACCAUUGGAGUUGAAUUUGCAACCCGUAGUAUUCAAGUUGACAACAAAACAAUAAAAGCCCAGAUAUGGGACACGGCCGGACAGGAACGUUACAGGGCUAUCACAUCUGCCUACUACAGAGGAGCAGUUGGUGCUCUGUUGGUCUACGAUAUUGCCAAGCAUCUAACCUAUGAAAAUGUGGAACGGUGGCUAAAAGAAUUGAAGGACCACGCUGAUCAAAAUAUCGUCAUUAUGUUACUCGGAAAUAAAUCAGAUUUAAGGCAUCUACGCGCCGUCCCCACUGACGAAGCAAAAAGCUUUGCAGAACGCAACGGUCUUUCAUUUAUAGAAACAUCAGCGUUAGAUUCAACAAAUGUUGAAACAGCCUUCCAAAACAUCCUAACAGAAAUCUAUAGAAUCGUAUCUCAAAAACAGAUGCACGACCCUCCAGAAGGAGACACAAUCCGCCCGCAAAACGUCGAAGCAAUCGAUGUGAAACCCACAGUCAACACAGAUAGCGUCCGCAAGUGUUGCCAAUAGCGUGUAACCUGUCUGUACAGAACUAAUCUCUCGCUAAUCUAGGACAUUGAACUAUUUGAAAUUGACCAUCGCUUUCGAGGAGCUACAUCCUGUAUAAACACUUCCACAACCCCAAUCCCACAGAUCUUUAACUUCUUGCAUUUUUAAAGGUGAAUAAGAUCAACUUAAAUGAUCAUUACAAUAUCGCACCAUCGCUCACUGUCAUCCUUUAUCAGGACCUGCUUUUGAGCCGCCCGCUGAAAACUAUGAGACGAGGUACAGUAUCGCAGCAUUCGCUCACGUUACUCUUCUCAAAUGAAUCGUUGGGGGACUUCUGGUAUAUAUUAUAUUUAUAAUUGUACGUUUGUAAAAUCUUUUCCAAUAUUAACUAUAUUGUGUAGAAUUUAUAUUGUUAUUCUUUUAUUUUUAUAGUUUUAUAUAUAUAUAUGAGUAUGUAACAGGACGCAUUUUUACAUAUUCAUAUAUAUUGUACAUGUAUUUUCUUACUAUUUGUUUACUAAAGUGAAAAAAUAGUCCGGAAGACUUACAAAAGGAAUUCUCCAUCAGCAUCAGAUAUCACUUCGGAAGCAUAAGAUAUUUAUUGUAUGUUAUUUUCGUAUUAUUUUUAAGUUUGUAUGAUUUUGCCAUACUUUCAUUCGAGUUCAAAAGUCAGAAUUCCAGUUCCAUUGCUGACGGUUCCUUGAAAUGGGCCUGCGCUCUGGAUCGCACCAAUGCACUGAGACUGAAUCCAGUUUUUGAAGAUUUACAAGACUCAAAGUUCAGAACUCAAAUUUCCCCGGAAACAAGAAGUUACCCAGUUUCAUCCUUGUUCGGCAAUUCUAUUUUCCUCUGGAAUCUUAUGCGUAGAGAGAGGAAGGAAAGUGUAGACCGAGCUCUGCUGUGGUUCUCCCCUCUCUCCAAGUAGUCUCCUCCACCCACAAUUAAUAGAAGACAUAUUCCUUUUUUCAAGAUUAACCAUCGGUAAAUCAGCUUUCUUAACAAAUCAGUCCAUAGCUUUUUCGCAUCUCCGCUGUGAAAAGUAUCAGAUCCACUUUUUAUUUUCCCCCAGUCGCUUAGACUCCUGAUUUUGAAGACAUUGAAAAGUAAUAAUCCCAAUAUAAACUGUUAAAAUGCAUGAAAAAGGAAAGCCUUCUAGGAAUUUUUUUUGUUGCAUAAUAUGGAUGCUCCACAAAUUUACAUGAAAGAAGUUGGUAUCAGAAUGACAUUAAAUCCUUUAAAUCGUUCCUAUUGAUACAGAACUGAAAUCAAAGUAAUAAUGCACAACAAUUAACAAGCCGUGUCAACUCUUGUUAAUUAACUGAAAUGCAGUCGUAAAAACUUCCUUAACUUGUUAAAUGGUACUUUUACAUGAAGGAAACUACAAAGGGUUUCCUAUUUUGUAUGUUUAAUAUCUAUUUUUGAAAGAGUUCUUCCGCUUCGAA
Messenger RNA from Bemisia tabaci, 2259 nucleotides. It is a transcript of the gene Rab11, whose product is annotated as RAS oncogene family member Rab11. Gene Ontology annotation, molecular function: GTPase activity; GTP binding. Lineage: Eukaryota; Metazoa; Arthropoda; Insecta; Hemiptera; Aleyrodidae. The record is from RefSeq and is a predicted model, not a curated record.